AUUCAAUACUCUAAAUGAAUUAAACAGAGCAUUUCUGAAAUAUCCAUAUUUAUUUAUUUUUGGUUUCCGGCCUAUAAACUUUUCCAUACAUGGUGGUAUGUAACCGUACCAGCUGCCUUACAGGAAAACGAAAACAGUUGAUGUGAAGACAUGUCUAAGCGAGUGAUGAUAACUGGGGCGUCUGGUCUGCUGGGUCGAGCCAUCUACAGGGAGUUCAAGUCAGACUCUAGCUGGGAUGUAUGUGGACUGGCCUUCUCGCGAACCUCGGGGGAUCUCAUUAAGGUCAACAUUACAGAUGAAGAGGCUGUCAAAGACGCUGUGCAAAAGUUUAAGCCAGAAGUGGUUAUCCACAGUGCUGCGGAGAAAAAUGUGGAUGUGUUUGAGAAGGACCCGGAGACAGCGCGAAAGAAAAAUAUCCUGGCCACACGCUAUAUCUGCCAGGCUGCAGAGCAAAUUGGAGCAUGGGUGGUGUUUAUCAGCACUGACUAUGUGUUUGAUGGGACGAGCCCACCCUACAAGGUCACUGACGCGCCCAAUCCUCUCAACCUGUAUGGGGAAAGCAAGGUGGAAGGAGAGAAAAUUACACUGGAGGUCAACAGAGACAAUUGUGUCUUAAGGGUUCCAAUUCUGUAUGGGGACAUUGAAAGACUGGACGAAAGUGCUGUGACUGUCUUAUUUUUAAAGGUCAAGGACACCAGUAACCAGACCAAAAUGUGUGACCUUCAGCGACGGUUUCCCACUCACUGUAAAGAUGUCGCUUUUGUGUUGCGAGAACUGGCUGAAAGAAGAACAAAGUCAAAGGAUGUAGCCGGAAUUUACCACUGGAGCAAUGAUGAAAACGUGACCAAAUAUGACAUGGCUGCAACAAUGGCGGAAAGCUUUAAUCUUCCCUUUGACCAUAUUUUAGCGGAUAAGUCAGGAUCAGGCGGAGCGAAGAGGCCACAGAAUGCACAGAUGGACUGCAGCAGGGUGGAGCAGCUGGGGAUUGUGAAAAGAACUCCAUUCAAGCAAGGCAUUGUUGAUGUUCUGAAGCAAUUUGUGUAACUUUAAAGAAGCUACGUCUUUCCAUGUAAAUUGUUAUUGAUUAAAUUAUAUCCUAUUAUGGGUUUAAAUAGUUUUUUUAACUCACCUGAGCACCAAGUCAAGAGUGAGCUAUGU
Molecule: messenger RNA, 1158 nt
Organism: Mya arenaria
Lineage: Eukaryota; Metazoa; Mollusca; Bivalvia; Myida; Myidae
Product: methionine adenosyltransferase 2 subunit beta-like
Exons: 6
Coding region: 151-1044 (297 amino acids)
Biological process (GO): S-adenosylmethionine biosynthetic process
Cellular component (GO): methionine adenosyltransferase complex
Molecular function (GO): methionine adenosyltransferase regulator activity
Source: RefSeq, a predicted model, not a curated record